Messenger RNA from Ochotona princeps (American pika), 3625 nucleotides. It is a transcript of the gene ABLIM1, whose product is annotated as actin binding LIM protein 1. Bases 140 to 2473 code for a protein of 777 amino acids. The record is from RefSeq and is a predicted model, not a curated record. Gene Ontology annotation, biological process: cilium assembly; cytoskeleton organization; lamellipodium assembly. Gene Ontology annotation, cellular component: actin cytoskeleton; stress fiber. Gene Ontology annotation, molecular function: actin filament binding. The transcript has 25 exons. Lineage: Eukaryota; Metazoa; Chordata; Mammalia; Lagomorpha; Ochotonidae.
GCAACUCAGUCCACAAACUCCUGGGAGGAGAGCCCAGCACAGCCUCUGCUUUGAGGAGUGGAUGCACGUUUUCUGCAUGCCGACAUCUAGUGAAGAAACGCUAAAAUCAUAGAGCCUGGUGUGUGCUGAUGACUUGGUAAUGACCAGCCUCAAGGACCCUCAUCACCUUGUCGAAGACCACAAAGUGGCCCACCCUCAGGACCCUCACCACCCAGCGGAGAAGCCCGUCAUCCACUGCCAUAAAUGCGGGGAGCCAUGCAAGGGCGAAGUGCUCCGCGUCCAGACCAAGCAUUUCCACAUCAAAUGUUUCACCUGCAAAGUGUGCGGCUGCGACCUGGCCCAAGGGGGCUUCUUCAUAAAGAACGGGGAGUACCUCUGUACCCUGGACUACCAGCGGAUGUACGGGACACGCUGCCAUGGCUGUGGAGAGUUUGUGGAGGGUGAGGUGGUGACUGCCCUGGGCAAGACCUACCAUCCUAACUGCUUUGCUUGUACAAUCUGCAAGCGCCCGUUCCCACCCGGAGAUCGAGUCACGUUCAAUGGGAGAGACUGUCUUUGUCAGCUCUGUGCACAGCCAAUGUCAUCCAGUUCUAAAGAAGCCACCUGCUCCAACAACUGUGCCGGCUGUGGAAGAGACAUCAAGAACGGGCAGGCGCUGCUGGCGCUGGACCAGCAGUGGCACUUGGGAUGCUUUAAAUGCAAGUCCUGCGGGAAGGUCCUCACUGGGGAAUACAUCAGCAAGGAUGGCGCCCCAUACUGCGAGAAGGACUACCAGGGGCUCUUUGGGGUGAAGUGUGAGGCAUGUCAGCAGUUCAUCACGGGGAAGGUCCUAGAGGCAGGUGACAAACAUUACCAUCCCAGCUGUGCACGAUGCAGCAGGUGCAACCAGAUGUUUACAGAAGGAGAGGAAAUGUACCUGCAAGGUUCCACUGUUUGGCAUCCCGACUGUAAGCAGUCCACCAAGACAGAGGAGAAGCUCCGGCCACCACACUUUCAUCGUCCUUCGUCUGAUUUCUUUUAUCCCAAAAGUCUGAUCCGCCGCACAGGACGGUCCCCAUGGCUGCAGCCCACCAGGACUUCCUCCGAAAGUAUUUAUUCUAGACCAGGCUCCAGCAUCCCUGGGUCUCCAGGCCACACUAUCUAUGCAAAAGUGGACAAUGAAAUCCUGGAUUACAAGGAUUUAGCAGCCAUCCCCAAGGUCAAGGCGAUUUAUGAUAUCGAGCGUCCAGAUCUUAUUACGUACGAACCUUUCUACACCUCUGGCUACGAUGACAAGCAGGAGAGGCAGAGUCUUGGAGAGUCUCCAAGGACUUUGUCUCCUACUCCGUCCGCAGAGGGCUACCAGGACCUUCGGGAUCGGAUGAUGCACCGGUCCACCAGCCAGGGCUCCAUCAAUUCCCCUGUGUACAGCCGCCACAGCUACACUCCAACCACGUCACGUUCGCCCCAGCACUUCCACAGACCUGAGCUCUUGUCUCCUGGUGUGCACAGCUUGUCCUGUCUGCGCACCAGCAGCCUCAGCUCCGCCCGCACUGACUCCCGCCCCAACCCCCCCUUCCGACACCACUUCCUCCCCCAUGUCCAAGGCAAUGAGCCAUCCAGCGGCCGGAACUCCCCUCUCCCUUACCGGCCAGACAGCCGCCCUCUAACUCCAACUUACGCUCAGGCCCCUAAGCAUUUCCAUGUUCCAGAUCAAGGGAUCAACAUUUACCGAAAACCACCCAUCUACAAGCAGCAUGCUGCCUUGGCAGCCCAGAACAAGUCUUCAGAAGACAUCAUCAAGUUUUCCAAGUUCCCAGCAGCCCAGGCUCCAGACCCCAACGAGAUUCCAAAGAUUGAGACGGACCACUGGCCUGGUCCCCCCUCACUGGCCGCCAUAGGAACCGACACGAGACGCAGAUCUGGUGGCAGGGAGGAAGACGACGAGGAGCUGCUGAGACGCCGACAGCUUCAGGAAGAACAAUUGAUGAAGCUGAACUCAGGCCUGGGGCAGUUGAUAUUAAAAGAAGAGAUGGAGAAGGAAAGCCGGGAAAGGUCAGCCAGUCGCCAUGACUCUCCCAUCCAUUCAGUUCCUCACGCUCCAUCAUCUAAAACCUCAUCUCUCCCUGGCUAUGGGAAAAACGGACUUCACCGGCCCGUUUCCACGGACUUUGCUCAGUAUAACAGCUACGGGGAUGUCAGUGGCGGAGUACGAGACUACCAGACCCUUCCAGAUGGGCACAUGCCCGCCAUGCGAAUGGACCGAGGCGUGUCAAUGCCCAACAUGUUGGAACCAAAGAUAUUCCCAUAUGAAAUGCUCAUGGUGACCAACAGAGGGCGCAACAAAAUCCUCAGAGAUGUGGACAGAACCAGGCUGGAGCGCCACUUAGCCCCCGAGGUGUUUUGGGAAAUCUUUGGCAUGUCCAUACAGGAGUUUGACAAGUUACCUCUCUGGAGACGCAACGACAUGAAGAAAAAAGCAAAGCUCUUCUGAGGCCCCCACGUGAAUGGCAACUAGAAAUGGGACUGGCAAUCGCCAGUUGAUGCAAAGGAUGUCCCAGGAAGGCCCACACUUGAUUGGAGGACGUGCAAACUACUGUCCCUCAGCAGCAGCACAAAGGGAGAGUCUGGUUAAAACCCACCCAUGAGCCAAAUAGGGGGCCCACCCUCAGUGACACUUGGCAAGAAGCAGCGGGUUAGAAAUUUCUAUGUUCCCAAACUCAACAGGAGUGACCUUUUUACAUGACCUUCUGUACAUACAGAAGCUACUUCCUUUCUUCUUUCAUUUUCCUUUAACUGUUGUUCAACAAUAGUGCUGACUGUACAGAUAAGAGCCAGCAAGUGCCCUUAGGAUGCCGCAUGGAGAGGAAACAGUGGCAAUCAUUCCAAAGUAUGAAUCCAUCUUCCACAUAGCACUGUGGCUAGGAGAGAACUGUCCAGGGGUGCCUGGCCACGUGGCAGCAGCUACUUGGCAUACAACCCUCUUUCCCAGGCUCCUGGAGCUCUGCCUGUGCCUGACAGUCAUGGGUAUCCGUCAGGGAACCAAGCAGCAGCCAGCAGACUUGAGGUCAGCAAAGAUGAUUGGUAACAAGCCCCUUGUUCUCAACUGUGCCCUGGAAUCGGGCUAGCCAACUGCUCAGCCAUUACUCCCAAAAUGAAUAAAUAAAUGAAAAAUGUAAAAAGCAAAGAAAAGGAAAAAGAAUGAAGGAAACCCUCCCUGAACUCUUGGUCUGCCUCAGAUGGCAUGCUUAGUUCUCCCACCAGACCCAGGGCAGGAGCUGUCCUGGGCUGCACCUUUGCGGAGAGGUGAAAGACAGAAGCUGUCUCCAGAUUGGCCCACGCAGCAUGCUCCUAGGUGAUUCUAUCUGCGGAGAUUCCCCGCCAAACACCAAGCCGCUCCGUGCCCUCCCGCCACCGCACGUUCUUUAACCCAGUGUCUGCUCUGCGCCCGACACCCUGGCAACGAGCCCCCGCCCAUGCUGACUUUGCUUUGGAAGGUCUUUGCAGGAAUAGGCUAAGGGAAGCUGUGUUUUCCUCCCUGACAUCACUGCGAUUCCCAAACAAGUUGCCUCAGAUGGCUUUCGUUUUGGCCUUAGCAGCUUCUUGCUGGCACUGUUGACUUCAUGGUGUGUAUGUUGGGGGCUAG